Molecule: messenger RNA, 5445 nt
Organism: Pundamilia nyererei
Lineage: Eukaryota; Metazoa; Chordata; Actinopteri; Cichliformes; Cichlidae
Gene: tnr
Product: tenascin R (restrictin, janusin)
Exons: 31
Coding region: 547-4737 (1396 amino acids)
Molecular function (GO): protein binding
Source: RefSeq, a predicted model, not a curated record
AGCAUGCAGUUCAGCUCAGCAAGAAAGAGUGACAGAGUGAGGAGAUAGCGGGGGUGAGCAUCGCAGCAACUGACAACCUGAGAGAGAGAGAGAGUCUUAGCUUACUAAAGAGAGAGAGGGAGAGAGAGGAGUACCACGUUGCCCGUCCUCAUAUUUCCCUCUGCAGCUGUGUGAAGCAGAGUGAGCAGUGGAGAGGAGCGAGCACAUCUGAGUCUCGUGGAAACAGCGGGACCCGCGUACCACUUGGCUGAGAGAUCGAUGCACUUACGCCGAGCCACACAGAGGGGGUGAGCCGCCCGCAGGACAUCCGUGCACUACCAGAGAGGGAGCGAGAGAGUAGCCAAAGGGACGGAGAGAGUGAAGAGAGCAAGAGGGGAGAAGAUUACCCAGGGCCAAUUUGAAAGCUUUCGGCUUGUCACUCAGAGCAAGGCAUCAUCCCAGGGACCAACACUAAAACAAUCAAGUCCAGUUUGUGCUUUCCAGGUGCAGAGUCAGGGGGAGAUUGGCUACAAGAGAACAAAGUCCUCACGGAGAAGUUUCCAGUGGAUGGUACUGUUCACUCGGGCUGUCUCCGGCAUGCCGAUGGCACGACAGCAUCACCAGGCCAGUGUGCCCACAACAAGCUGGAUCCUGGUUUUGGCUCUGUUUCUCACUCUACAGGGUGCCGCUCAUGCUGCUCCAUCAGGAAACAACAGGCUGGUUCGUACCACCAGAGUGAGGAGGCAGACCCCAGGGGGGGAUCUGCCCCCCUCCGACUCCUCAGCCAACCAGACCCUGCGGGAGCAACCUUUGGUCUUUAACCAUGUCUAUAACAUUAACGUACCCUUGGAGUCUCUAUGCUCUGUUGACUUGGACACCUCUGCACCAUCAGGCCCAGGGGAUGGUUCUCGUGCUGAGUUGGGAUCCAGACCUUCUGUAGAGGGUCCAGUGGAUCCAAAUGGAGCAACAGAAUACACAGAGCAAACACUGGAUGCUGAGAGCCAGGUGACAUUUACACACCGCAUCAAUAUCCCCAAAGCAGCGUGCGGUUGUCCAGCAACGGCCACAAUCCAGCAGCUUGCCACCAGGGUGGAGAUGCUAGAGAGAGAGGUUUCCAUGCUCAGAGCUCAGUGUGGAUCCGGAUGCUGCGGGGAGAGCUCGGCCAUUGGCCGUUUGGACUUUGUCCCAGGCUGCAGCAACCACGGCAGCUUCAGCUUCGAUAUGUGCAGCUGCAUCUGCGAGGAAGGGUGGACCGGCAAAAACUGCUCUGAGCCUCGCUGCCCAAAUGACUGCUCCGGUCAAGGGGUGUGUGUUGAAGGGGAGUGUGUGUGCGACCGUGACUUUGGAGGUGACAACUGUUCGGAGCCGCGCUGCCCUUCGGACUGCUCUGGCCGCGGAUUGUGCAUCGAUGGGGAGUGCGUUUGUGAGGAGUCGUUCACAGGUGAAGACUGCAUGGUCGGAAGGUGUCUCAAUGACUGCUCGGACCAGGGGCUGUGCAUAAACGGGACGUGCCAGUGCCGGCCUGGGUAUGUGGGAGAGGACUGCUCGCUCGUCUACUGUGCAAACAACUGCAGCAAGAAGGGAAUCUGCAAGGAGGGCUUCUGCGUCUGUCAGGAUGGAUAUGCUGGAGAUGACUGCAACUCUGUUGCACCCGCCAUGAACUUGAAAGUUCGAGGGGUGACAGAUCAAACCAUCGAGCUGGAGUGGGAGGGGUCAGUUGUGCUGACAGAUUUCUUGGUGACCUACACACCGAGCACCCCCGGAGGUGUGCAGCUAGAGAUAAGGAUUCCAGGCAACACGACUACCUGCACUAUCUUGGAGCUCCAAGCUGGCAUGGAGUACAACAUCAAUGUGUUCGCUGUCAUUAACAACACUAUCAGCGUUCCUGCCAGUAUUACUGUUUGGACCUAUCUCUCAAGUCCAGAUGUUUUAGUCUUCAAAUCCAUGACAGAGACAUCAGUGGAGGUCCACUGGCAACCGUUCUACUAUUCCUUCGAUGGAUGGGAGAUUAGCUUCAUCCCCAAGGAUAAUGAUGGAGGGAUGACUACACAGCUGCCCAGCACCAUCACGUCAUUUGUGCAAACUGGUUUGAGGCCAGGCGAAGAAUAUACAGUGAACCUGGUGGCGCUCCGGGACCAAGGUCGAAGCCAGCCAGUCACAGCUACUGUCACAACACUAAUCGAUGGUCCCACUCAGCUGAUUGUGCGUGACGUGUCGGACACAGUGGCAUUUGUGGAGUGGACGCCACCGAGGGCAAAGAUUGAUCAGAUUGUGUUGCGUUACGGCCUCGUGGGAGGAGAAGGGCCACGGACCACCUUCCGCCUCCAGCCCACACUUAGCCAGUACUCUCUGCAGGUCCUGCGUCCUGGCUCGCGUUACGAGGUGACAGUGAGCGGCGUGAGAAGAGGAAACGAGAGCGGAUCCAUUUCCACUGAAUUUACUACCGCUUUAUCGUUUUUCUCAGAGAUUGAUGCCCCCAAGAACUUGCGUCUCGUUUCCAAGACCUCUACCACGCUUGAGCUUGAAUGGGAUAACAGUGAAGCUGAGGUGGAGAGUUACCAGGUGGUUUAUAGCACAUUAGCAGGAGAUCAGUAUGACAAAGUCAUCGUACCGCGCAAUGAGGGAGCCACUACUAAGACUACUCUCACAGAGCUGCUUCCAGGCACAGAGUACGGCAUUGGCAUUUCUGCCAUGAAAGGUAGCAACCAGAGUACACCAGCCACAAUGAACGCCAGGACGACUCUGGAUGUACCUAUGAAUCUGACUGUGAUGGCUUCCACGGACAACACCAUCACUCUGAAUUGGGGCAUAGUCCAGGGCCCCAUUGACCACUACAAGGUCACCUACACAUCAGCCUCCGGCGUCACUAAUGAGCUGACGGUGCCUAAAGACAUCAACACCACCACUUUGAAGGACCUGGAGCCUGGGACUGAGUACACCAUCACUGUAGCAGCAAGAAGAGGAAGACAGCAGAGCACUGCGGCUACCAUAGACGCCUUCACGGGAAUCAGACCUGUAACCCACCUCUACUUAUCAGAGGUGACUUCAGACUCUGUGUCAGUGGCGUGGAGCGCCCCAGCACCGCCCGCUGAACUCUUCAUUCUGAGCUACAGCUCUGCCGACGGGACCGACACCUCUAAGGUGACACUGCAUGGCUCCAAGACGAGGUCACUGAUCCAGGGGCUGCUGCCGUCCACUCAUUACACCGUCAGUCUAAUCACAAUACAGGGGGACGUUGCUUCAGAGCCCAUUACAGCUUCACUUACUACAGGCAUGGACCCACCAAAAGAGAUGAUGGUGUCGGACGUCACCGAGGAUGCCGUGACGAUCUCUUGGAUCAAACCGCUGGCUCCGUUUGAAUACUAUAAGCUGUCCUACCAGUCGGCCAGAGGUCGAGUAGACAGCGUGAUGAUUGACAGCGAUGUUACAAACUACACCCUGUCCAGUCUGUUUCCUGCCACAGAAUAUGAGAUCAGUCUCAAAGCUGUCAGCGGGAGUCAGGAGAGCAGUGUUGUCAGCACUUCCGUCUUCACAGCGAUGGAUAUGCCGUCGGAGUUGACGGCCCUCAACAUCACCCCUCAAGGAGCCCUGCUGAGGUGGAAUCCACCCGUGUCCAAUGUUGACAACUACGUGGUGACUCUCACACACAACCAGGUAACGGCUGAUACUUUCCUCGUGGAAGGCAACAAGCAGGAACUGCAGCUGUCCAACCUCAAGCCAAGCACCACCUACUCUGUAGCCCUCUACGCCACCAAAGGACCACUUACAAGUGGCACCGUCAUCACCAACCUCCAAACCCCCAUGGAUGCACCCGUGAACCUGACAGCCAGUGAAGUGAAUCACCGCAGUGCUCUCAUUUCAUGGCAGCCGCCCAUUGCAGAAAUAGACAACUACAUGCUCACCUACAAGACACCCGACGGCAGCCGUAAAGAGCUGAUUCUCGAUGCAGAGGACACAUGGAUUCGACUGGAGGGACUGGCCGAGACUACAGAGUACACCGUCAAGCUCCAGGCUGCGAGGGGACUAGACACCAGCGCUGUAGUCUCUACCACCUUUACUACAGGGAGUCGCCUAUUUGCGACACCUCAGAACUGCGCCCAACACCUGCUAAAUGGAGAGACUCUGAGCGGCAUCUACACCAUUUACAUCAACAGAGACCCCAGCCAGGGGGUGCAGGUGUACUGUGACAUGACCACGGAUGAAGGAGGCUGGAUUGUAUUCCAGCGUCGUCAGAACGGCCUGACGGACUUUUCCAGGAAGUGGAGUGAUUAUCGUGUCGGCUUUGGAAACCUGGAGGAUGAGUUCUGGCUUGGUCUAGACAACAUCCAGAAGAUUGCCGCUCAGGGACGUUAUGAGCUGAGGAUUGACAUGAGGGACGGACAGGAGUCAGUCUACGCUAAUUAUGACAAGUUCUCCAUUGGAGAUGCAAGAAAUCUCUACAAGCUCAGGAUAGGAGAAUACAAUGGCACAGCUGGUGACUCUUUGAGCUACCACCAGGGUCGGCCCUUCUCGACAAAAGACAGAGACAAUGACAUCGCUGUCACUAACUGUGCGUUGUCAUACAAAGGAGCCUGGUGGUACAAGAACUGCCACCGGGCUAACCUCAAUGGCAAAUACGGCGAGUCCAGGCACAGUCAGGGUAUCAACUGGUACCACUGGAAAGGCCACGAGUUCUCCAUUCCCUUUGUGGAGAUGAAAAUGAGGCCGUUCAAUUUCCGCAGCAUCAGCAGCAAGAGGAGGCGGUCUGCCCCUGUAUAGAUGAAUCGCCACAAUCCAGCCCAGAGUCAUGGAUAAAUGGAGUUCGGAUGUUGAGUUUUUGCUAUUUGCGUGCCUCACUGACAGGAGCAGCAGGCUGGGAUGUGACCGCGGCAGGGCAACGUUAGUGAGGCUCAAAGAAGAAGCAGAAUAUGACAAAAAUCUACUAAUAUUUUAUUAAAACAUUAACAAGAAGAUGUUAUAACCACGGAUGUAAUCAUAAAAUAGCAGCGAGGCUCGAGCAACGUCCGAACUCUGUUGAUCUCUCCACCUGCCCAGCUUUAGCUGUCUUACCCUGCUGUACUUCUGCCCAGAAGUUAGAAGACACUGUAUGUAAUUUAUUAAAUACUAUGAAUGAAAAUGGUUCUGUUUGCUGUAUAAAACAAACAAAAAGACAAAACAAGAGGAAAGGCAAACCAGGAAGCUUUGUUUUUUUUUUCUUUUAAUCCGUGAUUUGUCUUUCCCUACGAUGUGCUCAGAAGCGCCCUCAGGAGUGAGAGCUAGCAUUAUUUUAACCGUUACAAAAUAACACUUUUAACUAAAAGAAAAAACAAAAAAAAACCUGUAUAUGCCCUUAAAACCCUCUGUAAAAUAUAUAUCUAUUUUUAUACCUGAUAUUGUGACAAAGUCCAUUUAUUUGAUGCCUUGGUUUUUGACCCUAUAUUAAAAUUAAUAUAAAUUUUCUGGAUAAUUAGCAUUAAAAAACAAAAC